Molecule: messenger RNA, 3144 nt
Organism: Schizosaccharomyces osmophilus
Lineage: Eukaryota; Fungi; Ascomycota; Schizosaccharomycetes; Schizosaccharomycetales; Schizosaccharomycetaceae
Gene: ire1
Product: serine/threonine protein kinase, sensor for unfolded proteins in the ER Ire1
Exons: 2
Coding region: 1-3144 (1047 amino acids)
Biological process (GO): IRE1-mediated unfolded protein response; mRNA processing; protein phosphorylation
Cellular component (GO): IRE1-TRAF2-ASK1 complex
Molecular function (GO): RNA endonuclease activity; protein serine/threonine kinase activity; ATP binding
Source: RefSeq, a predicted model, not a curated record
AUGAAAUUGGGUUUUCUUUCUACUAUAACUUUUGUUGUAUUAGUUUUCCUUUGUAUUGUUCAAAUCUGUCAUUCAUUAUCGGAUCCUACUCCUAGCACUUCUGUCAAUGAUUUGAUACUUUUUUCUUCCUCCGGUCUGCCACAAGGUCAGGGUAAUGGGCAUUCGCUUUCCUCUUCAUUCGAAGCCUCUAGAAACUUUGCAGGGGCCAAAUUACAGAACGUCUUCCUUGUUUCUACUGUUGAUGGUAUUUUACACGGCUACGAUCGUUCAUCUGGCAAUAGACUAUGGUCACUUGGAGAAACUGAAAACGUUUCCGUCCUUCAGGACUAUCCAAUUCUUCCAAAAAAUGAGAUUAGGCAAUUUACUCCAUCUUCCCUUCACUCAUUUCCCGGAGAUAGGUCUUUAGGUGCUUUGCAAGCAGCUUCCUAUGUCUCUGGCAAUGACACUCUAUGGUUUGUGGAACCGAUUGACGGCGGAAUUUUAUAUGCCUUUAACAUCAAGACUGGUUUGGUUCGACUUCCGCAUAAUCUUCGUAGUCUUGUCAACGCUUCUCCCAUACGUUUACUGGACAACAACAUUUUCGUUGGAAGUAAACAAACAACAUUGUUAACGAUAGAUGCCUUAAGUGGAAAGAUUUUUUCUCAAUAUGAUUCUAGGGGAAGUAUUCAGGCUGCUCGUUCUGCAGUUUCUUCAUCAUAUGACACGUCUACUCCCAAUCAUUUGUUCAAAGCAGAGGAUUCAAGUCAUCGAAGAGACUUUGAAUUUGGUCAGACUAAAGCUGGUGGUGAUGCAGUUGAUUCUUUGGAUUUGUUGGAUGAUAAUCAGCUAGAAGCUUCACUUUCAGGCAAAGCAAUCAUAGAUAUUGCGAGAACUGAAUACAAAGUCAGUAUUUAUCAAGGGUCUUCUCUUCUUUUGGAUAUCAUUUUUGUUGAAUGGAGCCCUAGCAAGAGUGACUUAGUUCAUGGUUCUUCAUAUCGGGCCCCUUUAGAUUCCAAAUUAGCAUUUCCAAAUGCAGAAGAUGAUUUGAUCGUUUUAGAUCUGAAAAAGAAACGCGUUGUUCAAAAUAUUAAUUUGGCAAUUCCUGCCACUUCCGUCUUCGAUGUUGUGUCAUUCCCGGAAUCAUCCACAGAGGAAUACAGUUAUUUUCCCAAUUCUCGUUUGCUUCAUCAACCAAUUGAUGUGUUCAUUCAAAACAUGUUUCCGAAUUUGUUUUCGAAUGACACUGAAAGCGUUUAUUUAAACACUCUUUCUCCUUAUAAUUGGUACGCUAUGUCGACUAAACAAUUUCCCCUUGUUUCCGCAGUUCCAAAUGCGGCGUGCUAUCUAUAUCCUGGAUCACAUGUACCUAUAAGCAGUAUAAUAGGAUUACAUCCAUUGAGAACUGCAGACGUCCCUUUGCUAUCCUUGCCCACUGAGUGUUUUCCCGAAUAUUAUUUAGAGGGUGUUGAGUCUGACAGGCUGGCCCUUUCAUCCGAUCAAAAUCAAGUUCCUUUGUUAGAUGCGGGUGACGCUGACUCACCUUCUUCCUUAUUGUUCCGGAGUAUUUUAAUCCUCAGCAUUGCUCUACUAUUGGGUUUGUUUAUAUUUUUCUCACAAAAGCGAAAGCAAAAGUUUGGUGCUAGGGAUGCUAUGCCAGAAAAUCCUAAUAAUGCUACAACGGAUGCAACAAAGGCCGAUAUAACUAAGCGACGCCGCAAAAAUCGAAAAAAGAGAAGGACCACUGAUGAACAUGAACAUGGAAACGUGAUAGACUCAUUCGUCAGAGAUUCGGCAGUAACGCAAACUGACAAUACUGGCACAGUUGGAAACAUAGGGCCCAUUAUCCAAAAAUCUACGAGUCAAAACUCUGAUGGCUCUUUAACGCUGAAUUCCUUAACUAUUUUUCCAGAUAUACUUGGUUAUGGAAGCCAUGGGACAAUUGUUUAUAGAGGAAAGUACGAAGAUCGAGAUGUCGCUGUGAAACGCAUCCUUUUAGAUUUUUAUGAGUUGGCUACAAGAGAAAUUCAACUUCUUCAAAAAAGUGACGAUCAUCCAAACAUCGUCCGUUACUAUUGUAGACAGCAAAGCGAUAAAUUCCUUUAUGUCGUGAUCGAGUUAGGUGAAUGCACUUUAGCUGAAGUAAUAGAGCAUCCUCUGAUUCAUCAUGAAAUGGUACAGGAAAUUGAUAGAAUUGCUUUGUUAUAUCAAAUCGCACUGGGACUGAGGCAUCUUCACACUUUAGAUUUGGUUCAUCGUGAUUUAAAGCCACAAAAUAUCCUACUUUCCAGAAAGGUCACCCACAAUAACAAUCUCAUCAUCAAGCCUUUAAUAUCCGAUUUUGGUUUAAGUAAAAAAGUGAAUAUUAGCCAAAGUUCAUUUCAUACUACUACGUUUGAAGCAGCUGGCUCAUACGGAUGGCGUUCUCAAGAGAUUCUUCGAGGCUUAGUUUCACAGGAAGCGAAAGAGAUUCACUGUACGAGUCAUGAAGGAAGGAUUCGUCAGGCAAGUCAUGCAACUGAUAUUUUUGCUUUGGGAUGUAUCUUUUACUUCACCCUUUCUGGUGGUAAACACCCUUUUGGUAAUCAAUAUGAAUGCGAGUCUAAUAUAUUGAAAGGAGAAUACAAUCUUGAAGACCUUGGCUUGAUGGGUGAAUAUGGGACUUUGGCUGUUGAUUUAAUAUCAGAGAUGAUUAGUUUCAGUCCUAAGGACCGCCCAACCAUAGAGAAUAUAGUUAACCAUCCGCUUUUUUGGAAUUACUCCAAAAAACUGGAUUUUUUGAUCAACGUAUCUGAUAGGUUUGAGGCGGAAGAGCGUGAUCCUCCUUCUCCUUUGCUUCAAUGUCUAGAAAAUAACGCUCACUUAGUUGUUGGCAAAGAUUGGAUGGCCGACUUACACAACUCUUUGAUUGACAAUCUUGGAAGGUAUCGAAAAUAUGACGGUUCUAAAAUUUUAGAUAUACUUCGGGUAUUAAGAAAUAAGAGGCAUCAUUAUCAAGAUUUACCAGAUAAUGUACGCGCUCUAUUGGGAAGCCUUCCCGACGGCUUUACUGCGUACUUUACAGAAAAGUUUCCGCUGUUACUUCUGCAUUGCUUUCAUGUUGUUAAAGCAGAAUUAUAUGAAGAGCCGCAAUUUGAACGCUACUUUAAUGCUGAUUACCUAAUGUAA